GUAGUGAUUUGUGUAUCACGUGCCUACGAUGUGUGAGACAAAAAAAACUCGACUGUUCUGUACUGGACUGACAGUAUUUGUUUUUGCCGAUGUGUAAAUGGAAAUAAUAGCGGAACGAAAUGCGAAAGAAAAUCGAAGUUUGUUUGUGGAAUAAUCAGAGUCAACAAUUUAUUUACAUUUAUAGUGUACAUCCUUAUUUAGUGGGUAUAUGUGUUCUGAAAAGAAAACGACCCCAAAAAUUCAGAAUAAUGACGGUUAUGUGCCAAAAACCAUUAGCACGAAAACAGACAUUUUGGAAAUAAUGAGUUACAUAAGUGAAUAGAUAAAUGAAAAAAAAUUAUAUAUAAGUUAUCACACGAUAGCAAAAAGUAUUAGCAUUCACGGAUAACUGCAAUUUUGAACGCUUUCUUUUGAAACUGUCUUCUUCAGACAAGAAUGGCUCUAACCAGCCUACAGAUGACAUUUACAAAUCUUAUCAUAUUGAGCGUGCAGUCUGAUAACACGAAACAUGACUCACGUUUGCCGUAUUGUGGAGGUUUGCGCACCUGAGUUGGCGUUUGUCUAUUUUGAGAGUCAGUGAUACAAAAUUGUUUUUGUUUCUUUGAAGUUAUUCUAAUCGUUUAUUUUAUCGUACGCUAGAUAAGCUAGAUUAUGUCAAAAUUUAUCGGUUCUGUAAAAAUAUUGCCCGACAAACGAAUAAACUUAGUUGGAGAAGAAUUGUUGUCUGGUAAAGUAGCACACAUUUGAAUAAAGUUUAGAGUAUUUGUGUAGCCAAAAUGCUAACUCAAUUUGCUGGUAAUAUCUCGUGCACUGUUGAACCCGGUCAAAUAUUUGUCAUCGGCGCUAGGCCUAUUGAUGAUGCUGAAAGAAUAGACAUUAACUUCUUGUCGGGAAAAUCUGAUGAAGCUGAUAACAUACUUCAUAUAUCGAUUCGUUUCUUAGAGGAUAUAAUUGUGCGAAAUUCGAAAAUUGGAGGAUCAUGGGGAUAUGAAGAACGAGCUGAAAGCUUGAAUGAGUUGACUGCACCGAAUCCUAUUACGGCAGGAGAACUAUUUAAACUAUACAUACUGGUUGGCGAUGACAAGUUCCAUAUUGCCAUUAACGGACAGCCGUACUGUACAUAUGCUUUCAGAGCGACGCUUUCGGAAAUCCGUGCCAUUUCAUUGUUCAAAGAUAUCCAACAAAUUACACAAAUUGAUCAUCGCCAAGCUUUCCCAACUCCAUUUCCGGCAAUCCAACUAGAAGAAAAGUUUAAUUCAUUCAGUAAUGACGUUCCAAAACCUUUUCUUCCAGGCCACGUUAUCGUAAUAACAGCCAUACCAUUUGGAAAUCCCCGCGGUGGGUUCAUUAUUCGUUUCAUGGAAAAUGGAUCGAAAAGGCAAGCAUUGCACUUCAACCCGCGAUUUGAUCCACAUUAUGUAGUGGUUCGGAACUCACAUACAGAGGCCCUCGAAUUCCGUAGAGAGGAGGACCGUAAGGGAGGAUUCCCAUUUGUGUUAGACCAACAGUUCAAAUUGGCCAUAGCACUAACUGAAAGUGAGUUUAAGUUCGCAGUAAAUGGAAGCUAUUUUGAAGCAUAUGCCUACCAAGAUGCUAAUCAGUUGGAUACUCUUAAUGGAUUCAAAGUCCAGUGUAGUAAUGGAAUGCAGCUCGAAGUAACUAAUGUAGAUCAUAUGAAUAUGGGCGUUCCAGAUUGCGAAGGAUUCGAAAGUUAUUCACACCCAGAAGUUGAAAUUUUCUAAGCCAAUACAAUAUGCAAUUUCGAUGUCAUAAAUUGUCCGUUAAACAACUCAACUGUGAAUACAAUAAAAAUGUGGUACUUACAUCGAA
Malaya genurostris is the source of this 1830-nucleotide messenger RNA. RefSeq names its product 32 kDa beta-galactoside-binding lectin. The transcript is spliced from 5 exons. The coding region runs from base 777 to 1742 and encodes 321 amino acids. NCBI's taxonomy places the organism in Eukaryota, Metazoa, Arthropoda, Insecta, Diptera, Culicidae. The record is from RefSeq and is a predicted model, not a curated record. Gene Ontology annotation, molecular function: carbohydrate binding.